UUGCAAUCGUUAAGGUGUAGUGUUUUACCAAAUUGUGCAAUUUUCUGCUGAAGUUCAUAAUCUUAAAUUGUUAUCCGCCAUAUGGAAAAAAAAAUGUUAUCAAAACCACCGGAUGUCGGUGAAUCACCCAUCAAUAUACACCGCCAACUAAACACUUAUAUACAAGAACAAAGAAACAUCGGUAACAACAUUGUGGACCUUGAUUGUGUCUUCGAAAAGCUCAUAGAUGAUAAUCGUAAAAAUGAAGAGAUAUUAAAUCAGGUGCUGCACUGCCUUUACCGAAUUCUUCAAAACUAUUCAUCUAUUAAGUGGAGUAUUGGUCCAAAAGUUUUUUUGAUAAUCAAGAGUUUGAUCACUGUGGAUGGGCCAACAAGAAAUAGACAAGAGCUUGCUAACAUACUAGAAUGCAUAUCCAUGUAUAUACAAAUACAUAUACAUGUAUAUACAUACAUUCACGAUAUCUGGUCAUGUUGUUUUAAACCCUCACAUAAGCCAAUAAUGGGCCAACUAGUUGUUCAACUGUGGGAACAUUUUUAUAAUUUAAGUUGUAUUGGAAAAUAUUCCAAUCUACCAAAACUUUUACAAAUAUUGCUGCAGUCCGAUGUGCAAGAUGACCGCCUGGCAGCGUACUGCUUGAUGAAAAAGCUAUUACCAUUUGAAUGUAACAUAAUGCUCAGUAAAUACCGUGACCACCCACAAUGGAGAAAACAUUGCACCGACUAUAUCAAUGUCAUGGAGAAGCUUGAGAUGCAAGACCUUGACAAAGUACCCCGUACCUUACAAAUUAUAUUGCCAUGCAUUAUGGACGAACGCAUUGAUUACCAUAAAUUAUUCGUAAAUCUGUUAUCAGAUGAGAGUAACAUUUUGGUGUUGCGUUGCACACUGGAAUUUAUUAUUUCAUAUCUUACAAUGGCAAAGCUAAAUGAGUUUAAUGUGCUGCACCAGUUCCUUAUGGCCACUAAUAAAACCUCACUGUACGAUCGUGAAGCAUACAUAUUGCCAGAAGUGCAAAUAGAACGAUUUUUAACCAAGAAUGAGUGUUCUGUGUUUCUUGAGGCCCUGGCUGAACUAUCUUGGGAACCCGUGCCUUUGCACUAUUGGCUGGACAAACUGAAAAAUUAUAGAGUUAAAACAAUAGAUACAAGAGCCCUACUUAAAAUUUCCACAUGCGUAUAUAACAUCGAAAAUGAUAUUUUACGAACGCGGACUCGAGAACAUUUGCUCAAAAUCUGUGAGGAAGUCUCUGAAAACUUGUCCCUUGAGGAGUAUUUACGUUUUAUUGAAAAUCUUUAUCAUGCACACGAGUACUACGAUACACAUCUCUUGGCAUCAAAAGUAGAAACUUGCAUUAGGAAGAACCAUGAAAUUCCCGAAUUGAGUAAACGCUGUUAUGAGGUCAUAAACGAUGAUUUAAUUCAAUACCCCACAGUCGUGUAUACUCUUCUCAAAUACUUUGAGAAAAAACCGGUAGCGAAUCUUGGAUGGUGGCGCUUUCUUUUCACUUUCCGUGUUAACUUUUAUAGUUCAAAUAAAUUAAAUAAAACCUGUUGCAAUUUCAUACGCAACGCGUACGGUCUGGACAUAAAACUGUUGCUGAGGAACUGCGGGGACGUGCAUAAGUUGCAACAGGAUGUGGUAUCCAAGCUUAGGUGCGUCAGUGAAGAGGAAAAAUUGUUUGUGCAACAAAGCACCGUCGAUUUAUUGGUAACCAAUACACCAUUGGAUGCGUUGCCAUUAAAGCCCUUAGAGCUUCUUAGCAUGGGUGGACCAAUUACUUUUGCGAAUUUAGCAAGGUAUAUGCGUAUGAUUCAACCACAUUUCUGUGAUCACAAUUUUAUGGCUAAAUUUAAUGAGCACUUAAAAAGUUACUAUCCAACGAAUUGCAUACCACACCGGAUGUUUCAACCAGUAGCAAAUUUAGUACAUUGGUACAUAGAAAACCACAACGACCAAAUGGAAAUAAAAAAAUUAAUUCAGGAUUUUAAUCAAACAAAUUUGCGUAAUUACAUAUUUCGCAACAUUUCACAAAUUAAGCCAUCCGUUGAAGAACUUCUUUUUAGUGUGCCUACCACUAAGAGCUCCCGCAUUGAGGACUCGUUUAUUUUAACCGAACGAAGUAUUUAUGAUCGAGACGCCUAUGUUGGAGAAUUUUCGGACGUAAACAAUCUUUUAUCCAUGAAUAAUGAGCUAUCGGAAAAAAAAACCCCCUACACCGAAUACUCGGAAACACAUAGAACAAAAAUACGAAUUAUUAGAAGCAUUUGGAAAUUAGCUAAUAGCCUAAAUUAUAAUAUAAAAGUGGACCAGUUAGACCAGUGGUGGACUGCAUUAUUCGAGCCAAAUGAUCUCCAUAAUGUUAAAAAUAUGUACGAGUGCCUUGUCGGCAAUCUGAUGAUUAAUGUUAAGCCCUUAUGGGAUCGGUUGAGGGCCACAUCCGAUUCUAAACAACAACUAUCACUCAUUUCUGUUAUUCAUAUUUACUACUCCAGAAGUAUUUGCUUUGCGGACUUAAUGGAUGUUAUAAUUCUACUAAGAGAGCUGACAAAAGAUGCAAUUUAUCAAGUACGUCUAUUUGCACAGGAAGUUAUAGAUAAGCUCAUGAAAAAUACUAAACAUUUCUCUGAAGACCUAAAAUCUAAAGCAAAAGCUCUCUGGAUGAAAGAAGAGCACAGACUUGACGCUACACAACUUGAUUUUGAAAAUAAAAUUCGCUUACUACUGCCAGAACUAAAUCCCUAUUUUACCCGCGUCGAUUGGCUAUUGUAUGUUACCAAUGCGCCAUUUGAUGAAUAUGAUGGUCGUUUUCUGAGAGAUUCCCACAUGGGAGAUUGGAGAAAGAAAUUGGAUAUGUUGCGCGAUGAGUUCAACGCAAUAUCCACAAAACCAGCAUAUAUAUGCGAUAUAUAUCCCGUGUGUAAUUUCAAGAACGAACUAAUAGUUGUGGCCUCAUUUCCUAAUCAAUAUUCUAGCUUGGAUGGCUUAGUACGUACUUGUGAAGUUUUCAGGGUUCAAACGUUGGUUAUUUUCUUCAAUGAAGCUGAUGAAAAUUGUACUUCAAGCAAACCAAGCUUGGAAAUUGGAAGUAUUCUUAAUAUUAUUGAGAUGAAGAAAGACGGCCUUUCGGAAUAUUUGCUUGAGAAACGUGCCGAGGGAUACAAGAUUGUAUCAAACGAACACUCCAUCGACAGCACCGGCCUGCUUGGUUUUAAAUUUCCCAGAAAGUGCGUCUUGCAAUUGGGAUAUAAAAACCAUGGAAUAAUAGUGGAUGGAGUUAAAAUUUCCGAUUAUGCCGUGGGAAUAUCCCAAUGUGAAGAGAUAAGCGCUCUAAACAUGAAUGAGAGGGGCUCACUUUUUAUAUGGGAAUAUUGCAGACAGCAUAUUCCAGCUCUGUAAUUGCCUUAUCAAUAACAUAUAACAUAUAUAAAGCAACAAAGCAAAAAAUUGCUUAAAUAAAAACUUCAUUGGAAGACAAAA
Messenger RNA from Scaptodrosophila lebanonensis, 3474 nucleotides. RefSeq lists its product as uncharacterized. NCBI's taxonomy places the organism in Eukaryota, Metazoa, Arthropoda, Insecta, Diptera, Drosophilidae. The transcript is spliced from 7 exons. Gene Ontology annotation, molecular function: tRNA (guanine) methyltransferase activity. The record is from RefSeq and is a predicted model, not a curated record. The coding region runs from base 82 to 3393 and encodes 1103 amino acids. Gene Ontology annotation, biological process: tRNA methylation.